AUGUUUUGCUUGAGACGUUUUCUGUUUUCACCGAGGAGUUGCCAGUUUCGGAAGUGGAGCAGUGACCCCUUUUUCAGCCAGCUGAAUAAAUGCACAAAUGAAGAUCAAGUGUUCGAUCUGGUUGGAAAGAGCAAAACCAAACUCUCCGAAAAACAUGUGGCAACUGCUGUUGAUAUACUGUGGCAGUUUCAAAAGAAGAAGCCAGAAGCCCUAAAGAAAAUAGAUUAUGUAAGAGAUCACCCCCACUUUCUUAUCCUUCGCAUUUUAGCAGAAAACAAGAUCGAAUCGAUGAAUAAUGAAGCAUUAGUUAACAUGCUGUAUAAUUUACUUAGGUUCGGAGUUGAUGCCCAUGAUUCACUGGUAGAAGAGAUGGUCAUGGAAGGCUGGAGAAGAUUGGACAGUUUGAACAUGCCUGAGCUAUCUAAAUUUGCGUUGUCCCUGUAUGAGCAACAAAUGUACCACAGUCCUCUCAUGGGCCAGAUAGCUGAGAUUGUGAAUAAGAAUUUGACUUCCAUGCAAGACACAAGAGUUUUAUCAGUUUUGAUGAUCAGCACAUCUGGCGUUAUCUCGCAGAGUUUUCGAGAUCGGUUGGUACACAGAGCAGAGUGUCUUUUGGAUACCGUGAAUCCCACCCCCUUGAACCACACCAGGCGAUUCGUACAGUUUCUCCGGAAUGUCAAACUCUCUCAUCGUCCUUUGCUACACAAGUGCAAUAAGGUUCUUCUUCAGCAUGUGAAUCAAUUGGACGUGGACAACAUGGCUCUCAUCCUUGCAUUCUACCAGUCGUUACAGUUUAACAACACAGAGUUUCGGUUGGCCACUAAACAAAAACUGGUGGAAAUGAUGGACGACUGCACUAGUCCUUCAAGGUUCACUCGACUGUUUGCUGCUCUUGCUCCUAUGGCAGGACCAGAUGUCCGAGAAAAGCUAAUUGAAGCUGCUCUUCUGAUGGCAGAUGAAUUUGACCAUCACCAAGCAUUAGCCAUGAUAGAAACCAUGCAAGAAAUGGCAUGCAGAAGUUCGGAACUGAUUCAAAAGAUUUCUUCUCUCCUUCUCAAAUACUUGGAUAGCUACAAUCCCACAGAGUUGGCCAGAGUAACGCAGUCCCUGGUCAUACUGCAUUUCCCCAAUCUUGACCUUUACAACAAAUUACAGAGACUGCUACUUGACUGCUUGAAAGUUAACGUCAUACCUGCAGAAAUCUCCAUGCUAAUCCGUACCCUUUCCAUGCUCCCUUCUUCUUACAUGGAUGAAGUCAUAGUUAGUCGAAUUGAUGCCGUCUUGCCCCAGUGCAACUUGAGUGAUCUGAGUUCCUUUGCCGUAGCUAUUAUAAAAUGGGUCCGACGGGAUCAGUCCAGUCGGAAAAGUCUUUCCGGGCCGUAUGGGACACUUUUGCAAAAAGUCAACAACUGUGCCUAUCAGAGGUUACAGAAAGCCAAUGAUCUGGAUCUUCUGUUAGAGGAAAUGAAGUAUGUAUCUGGAGAAUGGUUUGAAGAAGUGCUUCUUGAUUAUGUCGUAGCCGCUUUUCAGCGCUUGAAGGACCAAAUUACAUGGACAAACGUCGUGGAGUUUUCGUCGUUUCUCAUCAAAACUUCCUACCUCUGUACCCCAUUACUCGAUAGAAUUGCUGCUGUUACUCUUCAGGAUUCAGAUAAGAUUUACAAUUCAGGAACUUACUCUCUUCUCCUUCCCUUUGCAAUUCUGAAUUAUGAUCCUCCCCAGAGCGAGGAGUUUUUUAAAACUUGUAUUGGACAUCUCAGCUUAAACUUGGGCUGUUUCGAACCCCAUCUCCUCGUGCUCCUGGGUUUUGCGUUGGCCAUCGCUGAGUAUUUCCCAGAGAAUUUGGCAACGGCUAUAUUUAAUGUGGACUUCCUAGCCAAACUGGAUGUCCAGCUUGAAACACUACCAGAUGCCUUAAACAGGAGGGUCCGCUUGCGGCUGAUGGAGCUGAACCGCGCUGUCUGUUUGGAGUGCCCAGAGUUUCAAGUUCCGUGGUUUCACGAACGCUACUGUCAACAACUGCAGCGGAAAAGUGGCGGCGGCCUGAGUGCCUUGCACCAGCAAAUCCACAGACUGCUGGGGGAAACCUUGGGAGGAAGCCAUUUUGCCAAAGCAUCUGUUCUCACCCCCUACUAUUAUGGAAUAGACUUUGAAUGCAUUCUUGAUAGAAACAAGAAGCCGCUUCCUUAUGUAGAACAGAAUGUGGUCAUGGCUGAGUUGGAGACCGUGCACUGGGGUCAAGAUGGCCAGUUCAUGGGAAGGAAAGGGCUACCAUCAGGAGCUCAAAGGAUUGCUGUAGAAUUUCUGGAUUCAAAAGCCUUUUGCAAAAACUCAAAUCACCUCAAAGGAGAAGUUGCUAUGAAAAAGAGACACUUGGAGAUUCUGGGAUACCAGGUUGUCCAGAUCCCUCAUUUUGAAUGGAAUUCCAUGGAACUCUCUUCAAAGGAUGCCUGGAUGGAGUAUUUAAAAAAGAAAAUAUUUGCGGAAGUUUGAUGUCAUGUUGACAAGACACCAA
This is a messenger RNA of Euleptes europaea (tarantolino), 2515 nucleotides long. RefSeq names its product FAST kinase domains 1 (gene FASTKD1). The record is from RefSeq and is a predicted model, not a curated record. Gene Ontology annotation, molecular function: RNA binding. Gene Ontology annotation, biological process: regulation of mitochondrial mRNA stability; mitochondrial RNA processing. Lineage: Eukaryota; Metazoa; Chordata; Lepidosauria; Squamata; Sphaerodactylidae. The coding region runs from base 1 to 2493 and encodes 830 amino acids. Gene Ontology annotation, cellular component: mitochondrial matrix; ribonucleoprotein granule. The transcript has 14 exons.